GGUGUGCGGUUCCUUGUGUGUGUUAAAUUCAGGUUGAAAUUGCCGAUGUUAAUCCCACGGUAAGGAAUUGUCCGGAGGAAGGGGGAGAUGGUAAAAGGUGGGUUAAUUUAAAGGAGCAACUGGAGGAAAUUGUGACGUUAUUAUAGAUUUUAAAAGGUCAAACAGCUCGAUGGACAGAGAUAAACAAUGAUCAUGUUUCAGGACCUUUCAUUUACGUUCUACGGUAACAAAAAGUAGCAAAUUCAGGGUGACCAAGACCUUAAAGCCCGCAGUUCAGUGAUAUAAACAAAAUUUAUUAAUUUUGGAAACAAAAUAGUUAAUGUACGCAUUCGCUGAAAACCCUGUAAAUAAGUUGAAUUGGAUCGGCAUUCGCAUUGAAGGGCGAAUGCUUCACAUCCGGGUUUCAGUGUGUUUAAAGUAUUGUGAGAGUCGUUUUACUUCAAUACAUCUCUUCUGUAAACGGUUUGAGUUGGAUCGUCGCCCGAAACCAAUCAGACACCGCAAAACCAGCAUUUCUUGUCUGUGCAGUGAGUUCGAACUGGCCAGCAAACCGAACAGGAACGCAAUGGGCACGGUGUAAAACUCCAUAUUAAAAUGCCAGUUCCUUUUAAAAAUGCUAAAGUUUUCUCAAUAUAUCUGCUUGAGGCUUGAAACUAAUUACGUUGCUGCUAAAAGUUACAGUGAGUGAAGAUUUACUUUGUCUGCCGCUGUCUCCCAGUUACAUUGUGCAGAUUCAAGAAGGCGCCUUCUGCUUUUCAUAAUGUCAACAUCUUUCUUCCCUCGUGAUCUACUAAUUGUUAAUGGCCUUGCAAAAUAAUCACGCGACGCUUGUCAGUUGUGGUAGAUGUUUCCAUCAUUCCCGUCCAGCGGGAGUAAAGUUGGAUAAAAAUGGUACGACUCGUUUCCUCAUUGAGAUGAAAGGGGUUGUCUUGCAGGAGGAGUUGUUGGCUGACCUUCAUGCGUGAUCGCGGUGGGGGUGGGGGGUGGAAGCUUUGUGAUGUGGAUGGAACCUCGGCCAACCCCUGUCCACACCUGAAUGCUUUCCAGCUGUUGUCAUGGUGUGAUAUUCAGCGCUGCUGGGGAUCUUGCCCUGGGUUGUCCAAGUUUGCACGAUGAAAUCACAAACUGCGUUUCUGUAGAACCUAUAGCAUUACAAAGUUGUGAACCUGGCAAAAAUGUUCAAGAUUAAAGACUGUUCAGUGCCAUUUCCAAGUACACAAGUCUACAGGAAAACAAAGUAUUUGUUACUCAGAAUCUGUUACAACUCAAAGCAAAAGCCUUAAGACAAAGAACACAAUUUAACAAAAACACAAAUUAUGAAUGCAUAAGAUAGUCUGCCCAUAAGGUGUUGAGGCACAGGAGUGUCUGUACAUUUUGUAACUGGCAGGCAGUGAUGAAACAGGCUCUUCCAAACUCUUGAACUGCACUAGCUAGCAACCCUAGCCUAAUGCCUAAUCACGGGACAGUUUACAUUGACAAAUGACCGACUAACUGGUACGUUUUGGACUGUGGGGUGGGGGGGGGAACACCAGAGCACCUGAAUGAAACCCACACGCUCUCAGGAGAGAAUGUACAGACUUGCUUGUAAAGGAUGCUAGAAUUGUACUCUGAACUCCAACACCCUGAGCUGUUACUGCGCUGGGCUAACCACUACACAGGCAUGGUCCCCACGUGGUGGAUGGAGGUGUUGAUUGGAUCUUGCUACUUGGGGAAAGCAACUGUUUUUGAGUCGGGUGAUCCUGGUAUGGAUGCUACAUAGCCCCCUCCCCUUGCGGGAGUGGGACAAACGGUCCAUGAGCAGUAUGGGUGGGACCCUCUAUGAUGUUACUGGCCCUUUUCCGGCACAUUUCUGGACAUGUGCUCUUGAUGGUGGAUGGGCUGGUACCUGCCAUGUGUUGGGCAGCUUUGAAGACCCAUUAAUGCUGUUGGACGUGAGGGAAUUUUGGGUAGGUGCCAAAGAAGAAUACAAAGGAGAUGGUGUUAAUGAUUGUUGUGAGGGAGAGAAUUGUGGGGUGCAGAGAGCAGGCUGCAGAAAGCUGGAAAAUGUACAGGUGGCAAGAAGUGGACAAGUAUAGAGAUCUUGUGGUCCUGUGACCUUCAUUUACCUCGUAAGCUCACUGUUGCAAUGAUAGUGCUCAUGGAAAGACGUUGUGGGUUUUAUCAUCUUAGUAAAACAUGAGGAGUAAAUCUGUGGUGUUACCUAAACGUUGUUUGAAAUUGGCUUUUCAUUGGAUUUUUCCCUACCAUUCAUAUAAUUUCACAUUUGUGAGGGGUCAUCAAAAAAAUGUGCUGUUUACAGAGCUUGCUGAUGUCUCCUCUUCUUCCUGCUCCUGUGAUUUUAUAAGAUCUAUAGAGACUGCUGGUUUGGCAAGCUGCCAGAUUAGGCUGUUAUAUCCUGCAGGUUUACAGUGAUGAAUGUUGAGAUGGCUGGGGAGAAGAUAAAGGCCAAUAUUAACAAGAUGCCCCUUUCAGGUGUUGUUAGGGAGCACUUGUUCAAGACUGGAAGGCUGAAACUUUCCCUAAAUGGCCUGUUGGGGAUCAGUUGUGGAGUUGUCCAAGAUGUAUAAAUCAGCCAGGAUCAUAUUACAUAGAAGGUUCAGAUCUGAGCUCAAUAACCAGCUCCUGUUCCCAGACCUUUUGUGUUCCUGUGUUUGUCUGAAAUAGGCUUGGGUCAGUCUCUUAGUUUAUUUGUUGAGCAGCUGAACCAGUCAGACUAAAUAAACUCCUGAUUUCAAACCAGAUGCUUGGGACAGCUGAUCCAGGCAGUGUGGUAUUUGACAUCACUUGGGUGGACUGCUGGCUGUGAAGGCAAGAGGUAGUCAUCUAUUGAUAUUGUACAGAUGCUGUUUUCCUUCUGCUUUGCUUUUAGCAAAUUUCUACAGACGUACCGUGUGGACCAUUCCAACUUGUUACGUCACCGCAUGCUAUGGCGGAACCAAUGCAUGGGAUUGGAAAAAGCUGCAGAGGGUUGCAAACUCAGCCAGCUGCAUGGGUGCUAGCCUCCCUACCAUUGAGGCUUUUUUAAAGGUGAUGCCUGAAAACGGCAGCAUCCAUCAGUGAGGACCCUCACCAUCCAGGACAUGCCCGCUUUUCAUCGCUACCAUCAGGGAGGAGAUGCAGAAGCCUGAAGUUUCUGCAAUGAAGAAUUUAAUAAGGAAAAUUUUUUGAACAAUGUUGAGUACGAUUUGAUGACAAAAAAGAGAAAGGAUCUUUUGAAUAAUAAUACGAAAAUCCAAUAUUUUCACCAUGAUACUUGGAUCUCAGUUCACAAAGGAAGCACAAAGGAGCGCCACGGAUAUUGCACCCUGGGUGAGGCCUUUAACCGCCUGGACUUCUCCAGUGCUAUUCGAGAUACACGAAGAUUCAAUUAUGUUGUCCGGUUGCUGGAGCUCAUUGCGAAAUCCCAGCUCACGUCCCUCAGUGGGAUUGCCCAGAAAAACUACAUGAACAUUCUGGAGAAAGUUGUGCAGAAAGUGAUAGAAGACCAACGUGAUAUCCGGCUAAUUAAGGAGCUGCUCAAUAGUCUGUACGCUACCAUUUGUGCACUGGUCAAAGGCGUAGGGAAGUGUGUCCUGGUAGGAAAUAUAAACACCUGGGUCUACAGAAUGGAGGUCAUUCUUCACUGGCAGCAGCAGCUGAACAACAUGCGGAUCAUCAGGCCUCUGAAUACAGGAGUGACCCUCACAGACCUCCCCAUGUGCCUGCAAUUGAACAUCAUGGAGAGGUUGUCUGAUGGGCGAGAUAUUGUCAACCUUGGUCAGGUGUCGCCUACCUUGCAAGUCCUGAGUGAGGACAGGCUUCUGUGGAAGAAACUAUGCCAAUACCACUUCACAGAGCGCCAGAUUCGCAAACGCCUCAUUUUAUCUGAGAAGGGGCACUUGGACUGGAAGAAGAUGUACUUUAAACUUGGGAGGUGCUACCCAAAGAAAGAACAAUAUGGGGACACACUCCAGUUCUGCAGACAUUGCCACAUCCUCUUUUGGAAGGAUACGAAUCAUCCUUGCACGGCCAAUGACCCUGAUGGUUCUUACACUUCUAUUUCACCCCUUGAAUUCAUCAGCCUGUUCAAGUUCUGAACUUGAGAAAAUUCCAGAAGGUUUCAAGUCUGGAAGGGAUUCUUGCUGUGCCUUGAGAACUGAGAUACCAAUUUUGUAUACUUUGCUUUUACCAAUGUAAAUACUGUACAAUAAUAUUUAUACUUUCCUUUUUACACUGAAUCUGUAAUAGAAGUGGUUUAAGUUUAUAUAUAUAUAUAUAUCACAAUAAAAUUAUGGUGUGUAAAUAUUGCUUGAGGUAAUUCUGGGAGUAGAAAUUUACUGAGGCACUAUCUCGAGGAGAGUCAAGAUGCCAGAUAGGAAGCAGUUGCUCCUAAAAUGGGACUGAUGUGCAUUGUGGUGGCAGUGUAUAGGAAGAGUCCCCAUGUACAGUUUUUGGUUAAUCGUGCAAACUGCUAAUAGUAUGUUUCUGCCAUAGCAGAAACAUCCUUUUGCAUUGAUUUGUCGAUUUUUUUUUUUUAUGCACAUGUUCCAUAGCAUGGAUUAGGUUAGUUC
Molecule: messenger RNA, 4550 nt
Organism: Hypanus sabinus (Atlantic stingray)
Lineage: Eukaryota; Metazoa; Chordata; Chondrichthyes; Myliobatiformes; Dasyatidae
Gene: fbxo32
Product: F-box protein 32
Exons: 9
Coding region: 3189-4076 (295 amino acids)
Biological process (GO): protein ubiquitination
Cellular component (GO): cytoplasm; nucleus; SCF ubiquitin ligase complex
Molecular function (GO): protein binding
Source: RefSeq, a predicted model, not a curated record